AUGAUAAUGAUCAUUAAUGGUGAUGAUCAUAAUAAUGAUAAGCAUCAUCAUCAUUAUGAUCACCAUCAUUAUAAUCAUCAUCAUUAUCAUCACCAUUAUGACCAUAAUCAUCAUGUUCAUCAUCAUCAUGAGCAUUAUUUUGAUUAUUAUCAUCAGCAUCAUGAUCAUAAUCAUGAUGAUCAUCAUUAUGAUCAUGAUGCUGAUAAUAAUAAACAAAUUCACGAUCAUGAUGAAGAUCAUAAUGAUGAUGAUUAUAAUGGUGAUGUUAAUGAUGAUGAUAAUGAUCAUGACGAUGACAAUGAUAAUGAUCAUGCUGAUGAUCAUAAUUAUUUUAACGAUGUUGGUUAUAAUGAUGAUCAUCAUUAUUAUGAUCAUCCUCAUUAUGAUCAUGAUGAUAAUCAUCAUAAUUAUGAUUAUCAUUAUUUUAAUCCUCAUUAUGAUCAUGAUGAUAAUCAUCAUAAUUAUGAUUAUCAUUAUUUUAAUCCUCAUCAUGAUCAUCACCAUCAUAAACAUCAUCAUUAUGAUUAG
Messenger RNA from Leptopilina boulardi, 528 nucleotides. RefSeq names its product histidine-rich glycoprotein-like. The transcript has a single exon. The coding region runs from base 1 to 528 and encodes 175 amino acids. The record is from RefSeq and is a predicted model, not a curated record. Lineage: Eukaryota; Metazoa; Arthropoda; Insecta; Hymenoptera; Figitidae.